AUGGGAAAUUGUUGCUCUCAUGGACGAGACUCAGGGAACAAAGACGAAUCUACGCCGGCAAAUGGAGGAGGUGGAGGCGCCGGUGCUGGCACCGGUGUGGAAGCCUCCGUGAGAGCUUCUAGACACCCACCAGCAUCUCCUCCUCCUGCAACCAAACAAGGCCCCAUAGGACCUGUCUUAGGCCGACCAAUGGAAGAUGUCAAAAGCUCAUAUUCGUUAGGGAAAGAGCUUGGUCGUGGACAGUUUGGCGUGACCCAUCUCUGCACACAAAAGUCCACGGGACUACAAUUCGCUUGCAAGACCAUCGCCAAAAGGAAGCUUGUGAACAAAGAAGACAUUGAGGACGUGAGAAGAGAGGUGCAAAUCAUGCAUCACUUGACGGGACAACCAAACAUCGUUGAGCUAAAAGGAGCCUAUGAGGACAAACAUUCCGUGCAUUUGGUUAUGGAGCUUUGCGCCGGAGGAGAGCUGUUCGAUAGGAUCAUCGCAAAAGGACAUUACUCUGAGAGAGCCGCUGCUUCGUUGCUAAGGACCAUUGUUCAGAUUAUCCAUACUUGUCAUUCAAUGGGUGUUAUCCACAGGGACUUGAAGCCUGAGAACUUCUUGUUGCUGAACAAGGAAGAGAAUGCUCCUCUCAAAGCCACAGACUUUGGGCUUUCCGUGUUCUACAAGCCAGGAGAGGUGUUUAAGGAUAUUGUGGGAAGUGCUUAUUACAUAGCACCAGAGGUGUUGAGGAGGAAGUAUGGACCAGAGGCUGAUAUUUGGAGCGUUGGUGUCAUGUUGUAUAUCCUCUUGUGUGGUGUUCCUCCUUUUUGGGCCGAGUCGGAGAAUGGGAUUUUCAACGCCAUUCUAAGUGGACAGGUUGAUUUUUCAACCGAUCCAUGGCCUGCCAUUUCACACCAGGCUAAGGAUCUUGUUAGGAAGAUGCUCAACUCUGACCCUAAACAAAGAUUAACCGCUGCUCAAGUUCUUAACCAUCCAUGGAUCAAGGAGGAUGGAGAAGCACCAGAUGUUCCUCUUGACAAUGCAGUGAUGUCAAGGCUCAAGCAAUUCAAAGCAAUGAACAAUUUCAAGAAAGUUGCUCUACGGGUGAUAGCUGGGUGCUUAUCAGAGGAAGAGAUCAUGGGGUUAAAGGAGAUGUUCAAAGGAAUGGACACAGAUAGCAGUGGAACAAUAACUCUUGAGGAACUAAGACAGGGACUUGCCAAGCAAGGUACAAGGUUGUCCGAAUACGAAGUCCAACAACUAAUGGAAGCUGCUGAUGCGGACGGUAAUGGAACAAUAGACUAUGGAGAAUUUAUAGCAGCAACAAUGCAUAUUAACAGGCUCGACAGAGAAGAGCAUCUCUACUCAGCUUUCCAACACUUUGACAAAGACAACAGUGGAUAUAUCACAAUGGAAGAGUUGGAGCAAGCCCUGAGGGAGUUUGGCAUGAACGAUGGCAGAGACAUUAAGGAAAUCAUUUCUGAGGUUGAUGGAGACAAUGAUGGGAGAAUAAACUACGAAGAAUUUGUGGCAAUGAUGAGAAAAGGAAAUCCAGAUCCUAACCCUAAGAAGCGUCGUGAACUGUCGUUUAAAUGA
Messenger RNA from Microthlaspi erraticum, 1581 nucleotides. NCBI's taxonomy places the organism in Eukaryota, Viridiplantae, Streptophyta, Magnoliopsida, Brassicales, Brassicaceae. The record is from the annotation of a GenBank genome assembly.